Auxenochlorella protothecoides is the source of this 1092-nucleotide messenger RNA. RefSeq names its product Inhibitor of growth protein 4. Gene Ontology annotation, cellular component: nucleus. The transcript has 7 exons. The record is from RefSeq and is a predicted model, not a curated record. Lineage: Eukaryota; Viridiplantae; Chlorophyta; Trebouxiophyceae; Chlorellales; Chlorellaceae. The coding region runs from base 1 to 1092 and encodes 363 amino acids.
AUGGCAGCGGAUCAGGUCAUAUACCUUGAGAAGUUCAUCGAGAGCACGGUACACGUACCUCCCGAGCUCCAGCGCCUCCUCAACACCAUCAAGGACCUGGAUGAGCGAUCAGAGGACUUGGGUGCCCAGAUCCAGGAUAAUGUGGAGGUGGGCCUGCAGGGCAAGCUGAGCAAGGAGCAGGCGCGGGAGCUGCUGGAGCGCAUUGAGGCAGACCAGAAGCUGCUGGUCCAGUUUGCGGAGGAGAAGGUCCAGCUGGCGAUGCAGGGCUACGACCUGCUGGACAUUCACCUUCUGUCCCUGGAUGCCGACGCCGCCGCUCUGGCCGAGGAGCUCCAGGCCAACGCCAGCCUGAACGACGCCUUUGGCCCCGACGCCGGUUUUGGCGGGAAUGGUGGCGCGUUCGACGACCCGGGGACGGCGCCGCGAACCGCCCGCCUGCGGGACCUGUCCUCCUACGACUCCCUGGAGGCCGUCACCGAUGUCAAGCCAGGCCGGAGGUCGACGCUGGGCCUCUCCCGCCAGCCGUCGGAGGACGCCAUGACGCCGCUUGCCUACGACGGUGGCGCUGGCAUGGCGGGUGGCCGGCGGCCGCAGUCCUCGGCCGGACGGCGGACGCCGCUGACCUCGAUGCUGGGCCCGCUGCCCGGCGGCGAGACGGGGGGGAGCUCCCACAUUCCCAAGCGCCGGGCGGCUUCCGCCGCAGUGCACGCCGCGGCGGCCGCUGUUGCGGCCAUGGACGAGGACGAGGGGAUGGAGGGCACCCCCCCCGCGAUCCCGGGCGUGGUGCCGGUCAUGCCCUUUGCCACGCCCCUCAUCCCAGGCUUCGAGCACGCCGCGGAGCAGCCACAGGCGCCCGGGCGCCUGCUCAUGGCCAGCGACAUCGGGCCGGGCCUGGUGGGGCGACGUGCGGAGCUGUACUGGCCCGACAACAACCUGUGGUACCUGAUCGAGAUCCGGGCGGUGAACCUGGGCUCCAGGACCGCCUCCAUCCUGUACACCACGGGGGAGGUGGAGGAGCUGGACCUGGACGAGAUUGUGAAGGAGGGCCACCUCUCCCUCAUCACCCCAAUCCGGGCGGGGCCGGGGCGGUAG